Molecule: messenger RNA, 1449 nt
Organism: Fibroporia radiculosa
Lineage: Eukaryota; Fungi; Basidiomycota; Agaricomycetes; Polyporales; Fibroporiaceae
Exons: 8
Coding region: 1-1449 (482 amino acids)
Biological process (GO): tRNA N1-guanine methylation; mitochondrial tRNA methylation
Cellular component (GO): mitochondrial matrix; cytoplasm
Source: RefSeq, a predicted model, not a curated record
AUGUCGCGGAAAUUCAGCCUCGACGUCUCGCCUCCCGUGCAUCGCGGCAUGGCCGUCCUCGACAGGGACGCGUUCCGCAAAGAGAUACCCAUCUUGGCAGCAAAAGUCUCCCCGGCAAAGGCAGGCAAGCUGUUGGUUUCGCAGGUCAUGAAACGGUAUGUCGUUGUAUCACUCUCGAUCGAGCUCGUGCCGAUGUAUUUUGCGGAUACCAAAAGCGCGCUCUUGGACGUCAGGAGAGUUAAAAGCGUGGCAGGGACAGAUGACGGGAACAGGCUUGUGUUGCUUAAUUUCCAGGAUCGAGCCGACCUGUCCCCCGACGUAUUGGAGUUCUUGAAGGAACAAUCCGCUGAGAUCGUCUCGCAUACACUGCACCUGAACUACGGCUAUUGGACAUCAGGUGAUAUUCUUGCGGCAGUCCUUCCCGAGGACUUAGUCGAGGAGGCCCCGUCCGGAUUCGCAGCAAUAGGGCAUAUAGGCAUGUCCCACCUCAACCUCAAUUCGGAAUAUCUCCCAUACAAGCACUUAAUUGGCCAGGUCAUCCUCGAUAAAAACUCUCCACAUCUCCGGACAGUUGUGAACAAGCUGGACUCGAUUAGUAACCAGUUCCGUGUAUUUAAGAUGGAGCUUCUGGCUGGGGAGCCAGAUUACAUUGUGCAACACCAUGAAUCGAACUGUCAGUUCACAUUUGAUUUCAGCGAAGUGUAUUGGAACUCCCGGCUUCAUACCGAGCAUGCUCGUUUGGUGGACCAAUUCAGUCCGGAAGACGUGGUUGCCGAUGUAUUUGCCGGAGUCGGCCCUUUUGCAAUCCCAGCGGCAAAGAAGGGAUGCGCUGUGUUCGCGAACGAUCUUAACCCUGAAAGCCAUAAAUACCUGCUCACGAACAUUGCAGACAACAAGGUGUCUACGCUCGUGCAGCCGUCCUGCGAAGAUGGCAGGGCAUUCAUUCGCGCGGCAUUCAACCGGGCAAUUGACGAUCCCUUCCCGCCGGUCCCUCCUCCUAAAAUAAGUAAGACGAAGCAGAAGCAGGAACGUGCACAGAGGCUGCGCGAAGACGACUCGAGUCGAUCGCCACCUCGAGCCAGCUCUCCCGCGCCGCCAUCCGCGCCCCGACGUGCACGCAUCACACACUUUUCGAUGAACCUGCCCGAGUUGGCGAUCGAGUUCCUCGACGCGUUCCGCGGGGUACUGGCGGCAGGGAACGCUGGGGAGCGGCCUUUGAGCGGCCUGUAUGGAGGACAUGACGCCAUGCCAUGGGUGCACUGCUACUGCUUCACGAGGGAACUCGAGCCCGAGAAGGCAGCGGUCGAUAUCCGGCAGCGGGUAGAGGAGAGGCUGGGCCAUGCGGUCGGGCAGGACACGUCGUUUUACCUGGUGCGGUCGGUGGCACCGAACAAGGACAUGUACUGCGUCAGUUUCCGGCUGCCGUACGACGUCGCGUUCGCAGCGUGA